This is a messenger RNA of Funneliformis caledonium, 272 nucleotides long. Lineage: Eukaryota; Fungi; Glomeromycota; Glomeromycetes; Glomerales; Glomeraceae. The record is from the annotation of a GenBank genome assembly.
AGGAACUAACAAAUAUUUCAAAUGUAUUGAGUAUUUCGAAGACCCUGAAUACCCCAAAUACCUUAAGAAUUACAAGAAGUUCUACUAUCAAUAUAGGUUUAGAUAAACGGAUUGCUAAAGGAUUUGCUUCAAUAAUUAGUAAUAUUUAUGAUGUGCAGACUCAAAUGAUUGUGAUGAUUCAAGAUAUACAGAAAAAGAUCAAUGAAAUGUAUAUAGACUGGAAAGUUAUUAGAUUUGGUAGUCAUAUGGAAAAUGAUACUAAAUGGAUCGAU